AUGGCUUCAUUACUACCUGAGGAAAGUGUAGGGCAAAAUUUUACAUGGCCCAAGCCUUGUCCUCCUCCAAGGAAGCCUCGUGUUCUCCUCGCUGCUUGUGGAUGCCUAUCGGCUGCGAAAUUCGGACAGAUUUGCCAAUGUUUCUUGACAUGGGCAGAUAUAAAUACUGUGGUCACAGAAAAUGCACGGGUUUUUCUUGAAAGAUCAUCAUUUCCACAUAAUGUGCAAAUGUUUUCCGAUAUAGAUCAAGGGAGGGUUUGGUCAGAAUCAGGUCCUCUACUCGGUUCGCCUUUACCCGAUGCUCUUUCUAAAUGGGCUGAUGUCAUGGUCGUUGCUCCAAUUUCUGCAAAUACCAUUGCAAAGAUUGUUGGAGGGUUGUGCGACAAUUUGCUAACAACUAUCAUAAGAGUAUGGGACUACGAAAAGACGCUCUAUUUCGCGCCAUCGAUGGACCCUUUGAUGUGGGCAAAUCCUUUAACAGAGAGACAGCUUCGUUCCCUUCGUGCACUUGGUCCCUAUGUAAUCAUACUAGCUGGAGACAACGCUCAAAAGCAUAUGCCUGAUCCUGAAAUCAUUUCUGUAUUUGUGAAAAUAAAUAUCAGAGUGAAAGACUGA
This is a messenger RNA of Arachis duranensis, 615 nucleotides long. RefSeq names its product phosphopantothenoylcysteine decarboxylase-like. Gene Ontology annotation, cellular component: phosphopantothenoylcysteine decarboxylase complex. Bases 1 to 615 code for a protein of 204 amino acids. The record is from RefSeq and is a predicted model, not a curated record. Lineage: Eukaryota; Viridiplantae; Streptophyta; Magnoliopsida; Fabales; Fabaceae. The transcript is spliced from 2 exons. Gene Ontology annotation, molecular function: FMN binding; phosphopantothenoylcysteine decarboxylase activity. Gene Ontology annotation, biological process: coenzyme A biosynthetic process.